AUGCUGGUACAGCUGUCGGGCCCCGAUAGAAAGGCUGAGGCGGACAGGUUGGCCAAAAGUAUGGCUGACCUGUUCGCAGAUAAGUCCGAGAUCCGGAUCGCUCGACCUCAAAAAAUGGGGGAGGUCCGGAUUAGCGGAACAGACCCAUCCGUCACACCCGAGGAUAUUACUCGGGUGGUGGCGGAACUAGGAGGAUGCUCCCUCACCGAUAUAAAGGUGGGGGACAUUAAAAUAACGGGGAGGGGCAUAAGAUCCGCCUGGGUCCGCUGUCCCUUAGAGACGGCCAUCAAGGUCACAAAAACCGGCCGGAUAACAAUAGGGUGGUUCCCCUACAAGGCGGAAUUACUUGACGCACGCCCCCUCCAGUGCCAUAAGUGUCUGGAGAAAGGGCACGUGCAGGCCAAAUGUCCCUCGGGCAAUGCGGACCGCAGUAAAUGCUGUUACCGCUAG
Messenger RNA from Linepithema humile (Argentine ant), 450 nucleotides. NCBI's taxonomy places the organism in Eukaryota, Metazoa, Arthropoda, Insecta, Hymenoptera, Formicidae. The record is from RefSeq and is a predicted model, not a curated record.